AGCUAACGUUUUCCAUGAUUUUGCUUUUUUUAUAAUAAUGUCUUCAACAUGAGGAUCGUACUAGUAGUUUUGUUGAUAUUCGGUAUUGUCACUGCUCAAAGAGAGAUCACUAUACCAAGUCUUGGUAAGGUAGAGGGGAAAAUAGUCAACUUCCAGGAAGACAAUUUCAUUGGUGUUUCAACAGAGAUUGAUGCAUUUCUGGGAAUCCCCUAUGCCGAAAACCCACCAAUCCGCUUCUCUCAGGCCACGCCCAAGUCGCCAUGGAGUGAUAUAUGGAACGCUACUUACUUCAGAUCCCCUUGUGCUCAGCUCAGCAAUGAAGUAGAUACAUGGGAUGAAGACUGUCUUUAUCUGAACGUAUUUGUGAAAUAUCCAAGACCUACAAAUGCAGCUGUGAUGGUAUGGAUUCAUGGAGGAGGUUUUUCUAUCGGGACAGGGUCUUCAUAUGGUCGAUAUGGUGUGCCUCUCGUCGCUGUUGGGAAAGAUGUGAUCAUAGUCACACUGAACUAUAGACUCAUGGUAUGGAGUGUCUUCAACACAGGGGACGAUGUUGCUACUGGUAACUAUGGCCUUCUGGAUCAACAACUAGCUCUACAGUGGAUUCAAGAUAAUAUCGGAGCAUUUGGAGGGGAUCCAAGCAAAGUGACGUUGUUUGGGGAAAGUGCUGGAGCAGCUAGUGUUGAUUUUCAUCUCCUGUCAGAAGGAAGCAAAGAACUUUUCAGCCAGGCUAUAAUGCAGAGUGGAACAUCCCUAUCACCAUGGGCAUUUCGUCAUAACCCGGAAGCAGAUCGACAGGAAGCUAAUGCGCUUGGAGCUAAAGUUGGAUGUGAUAUUAAAGACUCCACUCAACUAGUAGAUUGUUUGCGGAUGGUUGAUGCCUUUACUCUAAUGAAUGCUUUUUGGCAGGUAUACCCUCGUAGCUACAUACGUUUAGAUGGCAUAUUUCUGAAUGAUACCCCUGCAAAUAUGUACGCAUCUGGUUCCUUCAAGAAAGCAACAAUCCUUGCCGGAUACAACAAGGACGAAGGUUACAUUGCAGUAAAAGAUAUGUUUAGUGAAUACCAGGAUGAUGAGGUCCCAGCGAUGUCUAAGUCAAUGUACACGGCAGAACUUCCUAAAGUUAUGUAUGGUAACACUGAUGAUAUAUUGAUGAGGUCCAUUGACCAGCAGUAUAUCGACUGGACACAGGCCGAUAAUGUGAGUGCGGAAUAUCUUCCUGCAUUCACCGGUGCUGUUGGCGAUCAGAGAUUUUCUUGCCCAACUGAUCACGUGAUACGCGCUCACGUCCAAUCGGGGGACACAGUAUUCAAUUAUUUCAUGACGCAUGCACCCAGCACGUCAUAUUUUCAGUCUGGUCUCAAUGGAUCGGGACCAGGUUGGCUUGGGGCGACACACACAGAAGAUAUCCAGUUUGUAUUUGGAUGGCCAUUCAUUCCAGAAUGGAUGGCUGAUCGUCGACCUCUUCAUGAUGAUGAAAUUGAUCUGUCCGUGAAAGUCAUGACCAUGUGGACCAAUUUCGCUAAAUAUUCACAUCCAGGCAAGACGAACAAUAGUGUUGAACCCGAAAAAGAAGGUGACUUCUAUUGGCCUAUAUAUACGUUACCUGAGCUUACAUAUAAAGAGCUCUCUUUAGGAUUGACAAAUGAUCGAGCUAUCAGGGCAGAUGAGUGCGCCUUUUGGAAUUCUUACGUUCCAGAUCUCGUUCAGCUUAUAGAGAAUGUUCCGAGUGGUGAAGAAGAGUGGCGGGAGGAUUUUGAGAAAUGGCAGGACGAUAUGGAAGAAUGGAGAAAUGUUUUUGAUGAAUAUCAACAAACAGUACAAUGUUGAAUUUAAUGAGAACUUUUUAAUGACUACCGAAACCUCAUAGUUUUGAAGUGUUCAUUUUCACCAAUUUAUUAUUGCUAUUUAUUCUCUUAAUGGAAUGAUACUGAUCAGAUUAUGCUAAUUGUUGUUGUACUAUAACUUUCGUGAGAAUAAUUCCAUAACAUAUCGUUUUAAUCCAUGUUGCAUUUUAUUGUAAAUAUCCAUAGAAAAGUGUAGGUUUCGUGGAAACUGAUUUGUAAUAGGAAAUGUAAUCAUUAACCUAAUUGCAAAGAAAUAUACAAUAUACAGACCAUUAUCACAUUGUACUCUUAGCAGUUGUCGCGUACAUCUUUUACUUGCAAUUUGUGAAUAGUUUCAUUGUGAUGAGCCUACUCUCAUCCAUUCUGACCUUGCAAAAUGCUAUUUGUAAUCACCCUAAUGGGGCUAUUUAAUUUUGAUACAAUGAUAUUGCAAGCUUGUUCAUACUAAACACUCUUGUUAGAGGACAAGUCCACCCCAACAAAAAGUUGAUUUGAAUAAAAAGAGAAAAAUUCAACAAGCAUAACACUGAAAAUUUCAUCGAAAUCGGAUGUAAAAUAAGAAAGUUAUGGCAUUUUAAAGUUUCGCUUAAUUUCACAAAACAGUUAUAUGCACAUCUUGGCUGGUAUGCAAAUGAGGAGAUUAUGACGUCAUCCACUCCCUAUUUCUUUUGUAUUUUAUUCUAUUAAAUAUGAAAUAUUCUAAUUUUCUCCUCAUUAUCAAGUGAUACAACGGUUAAUUCCUCCCUGAACAUGUGGAAUUACCAUUGUUUAAUACUAUAUGGUUCAGUCAAGUUGGUCCUUAUUGUCAAAUCUAAAAAAAACGAAAUAUUGUAUAAUUCAAACAAUAAAAAGUCAAAAGAAAUAGUGAGUGAUGGACAUCAUCGACUGACUCACCUAGUUGUGCACAUCACUGUUUUGUGAAAAAUAAGCGAAACUUUAAAUUGACAUAACUUUCUUAUUUUACAUCCGAUUUUGAUGAAAUUUUCAGCACUGUGCUAGUUUGAUUUUUCUCUAUUUAUUCAAGUCAGCAUUUUCCUGGGGUGGACUUGACCUUUAAGCGUAAAUUUACCUUCAUUAUGAGUUUCUAUAGUUUUCACGGUCAGUGCCUAGUUAAAGAUCCUAAUCAUUAUAAUUAUAUUGGCAUAUUGGCAAUGAACCAUAUUACUCGUUGUAAAUGCAGUUAUAAUAGAUGAGGUUUGGCAUUAUCACUCAACUGCCUAUCAGCCAUAGUAUAAUUAAUCUUUUAAUGUUGCCAUGAAAAUAGAGGCAAACAGCAGGGACAUCUUUUUACAACAGAAAUUAGCUUAAUUUUAAAUCAUUACAUGCAUGAUGAACUUUGAGUGUUUCAGAUGAGAGAAAAUGAUUAAUCAAGUUUUAAAUUAAAAAUACUUUCUCGAAAGACGCUUGAGAUACCUUCCACCCGAUUCUUUCUUUGGUUCAUGGCAAUAAAUGCUAGAUAUCCACUGCAUGCUGAACUGAUAAACUCGAUCAAACCCACUAUAAAGGUACACACCUUGGUUCCCUUCUUUGAUAUACAGAACAGAUAAAAAGGAAUUUAAAAAAAAAAAAAAAAAUCGAAAUAUUCGAGAAGGUUACCAUGGAAACCAGAGUGACGUCGAUCAAGCUAUAACAACGUUUAUCAUAAUAGAUAUAUAUUGAAUAUUUUGUCGAGCUAUAGACCGACGAGGUCCGGAAAUAUAUUGAAUCAGACUUGAUCGAAUAAAUUAUUUUGGCAAUUGGAAUCUGGCAUUUUGAUUAAGAUUAAUUGGUUUAUUUCAUUCCUUUUCGAGUUUCAACAAA
This is a messenger RNA of Lytechinus pictus (painted urchin), 3644 nucleotides long. RefSeq names its product cholinesterase 1-like. The record is from RefSeq and is a predicted model, not a curated record. Gene Ontology annotation, molecular function: cholinesterase activity. The transcript has 10 exons. NCBI's taxonomy places the organism in Eukaryota, Metazoa, Echinodermata, Echinoidea, Temnopleuroida, Toxopneustidae. Bases 49 to 1827 code for a protein of 592 amino acids.